AUGUCGCACAACAUACAUAAUAUGUUGCAUAUUAGUGAUGAUGUUGAAAAUAUUGGAGUUUUAGACAUGUUUAGUGCUUUCCCUUUCGAAAAUAAGUUACAGCAAUUGAAAAAACUUGUAAGAAAAGGGGAUAAUCCCUUAGCACAAAUUGUUAAACGCAUAUAUGAGAUCAACAAAUCUGAAGGGGAAAAUAGUAUGAAAAUUGCUCAGUUAGUUAACAAGAAUACAAGAAUCUUCACUAAUAUUGAUACUGAUGUUGAAGAAGACAUAAGCAUAACUAAAAAGACAACUUCCUUCUCAUCAAGUAUUUCUGAAGGUUUUAUCGAUUCAUCAGUUCAAGUUAAUAAGGCAGGUAUUUGUAAAUGCUGCCCAAAUCAUAGAUACGAGCUAUCUACAACAGGUCUCAUCAAGCAAAUGUUGCGUAAACUCUCAAUGCUUGAAAUAGCGGUUAAUGAUAUAAAAUCCAGAGUGGAAAUGAUUGAUGAACAACCAGGAAUAAUAGAACCUGGAGUAGAUAAUAUAUGGGAAGAUUUCAACCUACCACUUAUCGAAACUGAAAAAUUAUCAGAAUUCGAGGAUUUCUUAAAAUCGGAGGAAAACAUGAAAAAAUCUGCUGAAAUGUCUCAAGAUGGCGAUAAUUUGGAGAAUUUCGAUUUAGAUGUACAGUCUCCAGCUACAAGCUGCAGUAUCUCAGUCAGUGGAACAGAAACAUCUGUAACCACUGCUUUUACUUCUGGGAUGAAACGCUGCAAAAAACGGCAAGGUGACAGCUACGACCAAAUACUGAAGAAAGUUUCGGUACAGUUAGAUAAACCAGAAAACUCACAGGAUGAAUUUUCUAUUAUGGGCACAAAUAUAAGUGAUAACUUGAGAAAAUUGCCAGCUGAAACAGUUAUCGUAGUGGAUAAACUUAUCACAGACAUACUGUUUGAAGCCCAGUUGGGAAAUAUUCACCGGUAUACCAACAUGAAUUUAACGGAUUCCAGAACUGCAAACAGUCAACUUCAUCUGAUGCAGCCAUCUUCUCGGGUAGCAGAGUCAACUCUUGUAAACCCUAUUUACGAUCAAAGUUUUAUCAUUUUGUUGACUUCAGGACAAUUAGAUGAUAGUUCAGUUGACAAUCUGAGUAUGGAGAGUGAAAAGAAUAGUCCUAGUAACAACCAAAGCACUCCUAGCUUCCAGUCUCCUUUCAUGAAAAAAUGGCAAAGACAAGAUAGGUCCAUCAAGGACACCGACACAAAAAAGAUUGAGGAAAGAGCGUUAUCUGAAUAA
This is a messenger RNA of Phaedon cochleariae (mustard beetle), 1272 nucleotides long. NCBI's taxonomy places the organism in Eukaryota, Metazoa, Arthropoda, Insecta, Coleoptera, Chrysomelidae. The record is from the annotation of a GenBank genome assembly.